Molecule: messenger RNA, 2979 nt
Organism: Geodia barretti
Lineage: Eukaryota; Metazoa; Porifera; Demospongiae; Tetractinellida; Geodiidae
Source: the annotation of a GenBank genome assembly
CUAUAUAGCUCGCGGAUCGCGGAGAGUCUGGGACGGGCUAGCUACAGUAGUAGAUAGCAUGCGGGAGUCGAUACAUCCCCUGCGUUGUCACUUCUUGUGCCUUCAGGAUACGCAGAGCGAGCGGAUCGACCCGCGAACGCCCGCGCACAGCUAAUUAAUUGAUGGGUCGGGUCACUCAACUGGGCGGUCCACGGCAACACACGUACACGCGUACACAUACGUACGUAUAUACACACGACAGCUACACGCUGCGCAUGCGGGACGAGGGUUAUUGACGUCAGUCUUAUGUCUGUGUGUGCAGCAGCCCAGGUAUUCUUUCAAGCAAGAAGCAACAUGAGACCAGAGGCUCUCCUCAGAGUUAUUGUAUUUGCCUUGGCUGGUGUGUUUGUUCAAGGUAUAACACUGUCCUCGUCAGUGGAGUCUGAGAAUGGACAUGUAACAGUGUGUCCUGAUACCACCAUCACAUUCACCUGCUCAGAGACUCUAGUCUUUGGUAUGAGAUGGUUUGCUCUACCUCUUCUCAACGAAGACAACUCUCCUGGUCUGGGACCAAACGCUCCUGAUAUUGGAGAUCCAACACCAGUGGAAUAUGUGGAUGAGUUCACUAUCACUUUACUCGACAGGCAACUGAUGAUGGGUGACAAUCGUGGCAACUAUACCUCCACUCUGGAUGUAGUGGUGAAUGAUAGAAUACAGAAUGGAACCAAUGUCACCUGCUUCACACCUAAUGUUGCCUCUCUUCUCAUUCUAAAAAAAGAAAUACCUCCACCCCCUUCCAAUGUGAAACCAAUGACACAAAACUAUUCAAGGGAAGAGUUUACGAUACUUAUUACGUGGGAUGACCAGAAUGCUGACUCUUACAUGGUAUCAGUCAAUAGCACUACAAAUUUUUUCAAAAGACGACUACUUUCACCAUGAGAGGAGAAUAUAACAUUCUCUACAAAUUUACAGUGAAAGCUGUAAACUGUGCGGCUUUUACAGUGAUGAAGUGACAGCUAACAUUACUAUAGCUGGCUGUGGUCCUCCCAGUCCACCAGUGAAUGGCAGUGUUGGUGAGUGACCAGUUCCAGAGUAGGAGCACAGGCCACCUACUCCUGUGACACCCACCUGGUUCUGGUGGGAGAGACUGUGGCCACAUGCUCUCUCCCUUCUCUAACAUGGCUGCCUAGUAGUGAUGAUGUCACCUGUGUACAACCACCAGGGAUGACCACAGCUGUGGUCACCACUUCUAGCACGCCUUCAAUUCAUUCGACUUCUCCUAGAAGUUCCAUUGGUGUUAUUGCUGGAUCUGUGUUGGCGUCAUUGUUCUUGGUUGGAAUAAUUGUGGUCACCCUCAUUGUAUUAGCUUUUGUAUACAGUGGCCGAUUGAAGAAAUGGAAAGUGUCAAGAGUUGGGGAAGAAAACUGUUACGGUGCCCAGGAGAUGCUGAUGAGACCUGGCAGCAGUACUGGGACUCUUUCAGUCUCCACCUCACCCCCUCCUCAUUCACCUCGGGCGGCCCUCCCGUCCUACGACGUCGUCACCACCACUGACAGUAGUGUCCCUUACUACAGUCAUGCUAACCCAACUACCGAGGCCUCUGGCAAUGGAUCCUCCUCCACUGUGGUUUACAGUGAGACCAACGAGUCUAUGCGAAGAGUGGUGGCAUCUCACAGUACAGAUGACGGCCUUGUCACUUCUCACCAGCCCACCCUGCCCUCUCAGUACUCUACUAUGGGACCAACCUCACUUCAGGCACCACAAGGGGAGAAGUAUGCUGAAUUGGUGUUUGAGAGUAGCAGAGCGCCCCCCAUGCCAUCUCUGGAUACUCUGGUGCCACCUGUCAAGUACACUAUGGUCAAACCCUCAAAAAAACCUCAUCCAAAGUCUCCUAGACCUGACCCUGAACACAGUGCUGGCUCCCAGUCUGCAGUUGGCCCUGACAAACAUCCACUAGACAGGAGAAUCACCAUAGACAUGGCUAUACAACAACUCCAGCAGUUGACUCCUUACUGGUGGGCUGUGGGGGAGGCUGCCGGGAUGCAGAGAGCCGCUCUGAAAGAGAUACAGGCUCACUACAAGGGGGAUGCAAAAGAGUCAUUUGCGGAGGUGAUGCACCAGAUCUUCAUACCUGACCACACCACGUGGACCCAGCUGGCUGGUCUCUGUGAGGGAGUUGGGUUUGCUGACUUGGCCACUGCUCUACUGGACUCAUAUACCACUGGUGUCCUCCCAGUGGCGAUAGAGGAAGAUGAGGACACACUCCGACCUCCACCCACUAAACCAGCUCCCCCCAUCCCUCCUCGUGGCACCGUCCAAGAUGAAGAUCAGGACCUCCCUCCCUCCCUCCCUCCUCCUCUAUCUCCUGAUGAUAUCCCUCCUUCCCUCCCUCCUCCCCUUGCCCCCGAGGACAUUCCUCCCUCUCCCCCACCUCCUCUGGCUCCUGAGGACGUCCCUCUCUCUGUGCCACCUCCUCCACUUAGAGCAGAAGCUCCUCCUCCAAGACCUCCUAAGGCCAGCAAACCACCAGCCGUACCUCCCCGACACUAGCUGCAUUAUUAUGAGGCACAAGGUAAUGACAAAACACAAAUUCAGCUGAUUAGACAAAUCGGCACACACUAUGGUACACAUGCCGGUGGAAAAGUAUGGAAAAUAUGCUGCCUGUGUACAGAUAUUUAAUCGACCAGGAAAUACCACAACCACUAAAGAGUCACACUAUGCUGUGUUGAUUCUGACACAGCACUAGCAGAGCCAGGAAUCAGAUAUUAGAUACCAGACCAUCCUCUGGGUGGGUGAAUGUGAGUCUAGGAAUCUAACCAAGUAUGCAUGGAAUGCUGUGAAUUUUUGUACCAGGCUACAAAUGGAAAGUCAUUGACAGUUAGGUAUUUGCACCCAAAUUUAUGGGCAUUACUAUAAUUGCUGAAUCGACUGUUGGUAGUUUGCCAACUCCUUACCGACCCUGCAUGGGUUGGCUCCAAAAAAAGUGGGCUGUUUACUUGU